Pomacea canaliculata is the source of this 1271-nucleotide messenger RNA. RefSeq lists its product as uncharacterized. The transcript is spliced from 6 exons. The record is from RefSeq and is a predicted model, not a curated record. NCBI's taxonomy places the organism in Eukaryota, Metazoa, Mollusca, Gastropoda, Architaenioglossa, Ampullariidae. The coding region runs from base 138 to 1271 and encodes 377 amino acids.
GCAAUUGAUACUUGCUUCACGGCUCUUGUGUUAGAAUAACGUGAAUCAUUUAUGUCGCUAACUCUUCGUUAAUCUUUCAACAGUCUUCUAAGGCGGGUUCACGCCACUGCGCAUGUCUGCAAUGACCAUUGGGAAGGAUGCGCGCGCUCUCUUUGCAUGUUCCUCUCCUAUCGCUGUGGGCGCCACUCCUCCUACUUCCGGUAUCCAAAGCGAGGCGGACUGUGGAGGUCCUGUGUGGAGACUUUUCUACCAUCUCUCUAGCCAACGAUGUUUCAAAGAACGACAUGGACAGAGUCCACGUGCUACUGAGUCACCCGGGCAUGAACGGAGCCACCCUGGACCUUGUCAAGGGCCUUCAGUACCAAUUAACCGUUUCAAGCGGAGAAGUGGACAGAAUACGAGGCCUAGCUCUCAUCGUGACAUCAGACGGUGAGGCUCCUUCCCCCACCGACCUGCAGUCCCCUCCGUCCCCGCAGCAUCCGUGCGGCCUCGUUGUCACCUCUACGGCGCGGGCCUCUGUUGACGUCACACCGACCAGCAGCUGGCUCCUCUUCACAUCACCUGUUCCGGUUUCGCAGCACUCGCCGUCUUCAACAGAAGUCUUGCCAGGAGUCCUGUCGUCCAUUACGCCCACGUCUUCAGCAUUUGUACAGCCCUUCGCCUUCGCCCUCGUCUUCGCCCUCGUUCAAACUGUGCAGCCCUCCUGGCCAUCGUUAGGAAACACGUUAUCAACUGCUGUAGAAUCGAUUACACCUUAUAGCGACACGUCACUGUUAUUACCUGUCUCCUUGAAAUGGACUGCUGACGUCACGACGUCCUCUACCUGCAUUACAGUGACCAUUGUGAUCAUGAUAAACGAUUCAGCAUGGACCCAGACGACUAGAGAGCUCUGCAAGCCAACCGGAUGCAAAGAAUAUUUCACAGAAGAAUCUGGAUUGAUUGCUUCUCCUAAUUUCCCGUCCCAAUACCCGGAUGGUAGUCGAUGCACGUACAUCAUAUCGCCGUCCUCGUCACGAUUUAUUGAGCUGCAGUUUCAGUCCUUCCAGCUGGAACAGCCGUACUCCGGCAAGUGCAUGGACUGGCUCACCGUGUCUAAUUCAACCAGUCCCACAGAACGGCUGUGUGGAACGGCUGACGUCAACCAACUACGUCACAUGGACUACGUUACUACGGGCAACGUACUUAUCAUCCAGUUCGUAACCGACAGCAAGAUAUCUGGGAAUGGCUUCCAAGCUGUCUACGCCACAGACAUCGCCAAAAGUAAGACUUAA